AUGUCGACGGCGCGCUUGCCCCGAUCCCCGAGCCCGCUAAGCCUGGGCGACCCACUCAUUGCACAUCCUCAUCCUCCUGAUUGGCAUCAUCACCGCCAUUGCCAUUAUUCACACGGUCGCCAGAGAAGGCAUACGCGAACAAGAGAUCUGCUCUCAACGACUGAGCGCGACCUCCACCGCCUCCAAUGCCCUCCCGAGAGCAUGCCAUCCCCUACCGAUGACGAGACGCCCUUCCCCUUGUUAGACCGUUCGACGCUUCAUGGGUUUGGCCGCUCCCAUCUCUCCCCUGACGAUGCCUUCGUGUCCCCGCCUCGCCGCCUUGGCGAGCGUAGUAGAAGUCGCAGGCGCAAGCGGCCGUGGAAGAAGUUGAUGUGGGUGAAGCAAUCAUAUCCCGACAACUAUACCGACCAAGCGACUUUUCUCGAGAACCUACAGCGGAAUCCCCGUCUUAAGCCGUAUGACUUUUGGCCCCUCGUCGCCGACUCAACCGUUAUACUGCAGCAUGUUUGCUCCGUCAUUAUCUUCAUCGUUUGCUUUGUUGGUAUCUUUCAGGAGCGUGUAUCUCCCGUGUCUGUCACAAGCUGGAGCAGCUUCCUUACCUUUGUCGGAUGGAUCCUCUGGGAGCGCUGGUUGUCUGAGAUCGAGGAUCCUGGUGACACGAGUCACGGAGUGGCAGCAGCAACAGUGACGGGGAGAACUGGCCGGACCGGAAGCAUGAGGCGACCCGGCCGCGCCGGUAGUAUCAGGCGCCCGCCUCCGCUCCGGAUCGAUUCAGUCCCGUCGACCGCCGGGCCAUCGGCCUCGAGCUCGACUACAAACCUACACGCGCACCACGCGAUUAAACGGGCACAGUCCACUUCAACUAGCUCGCUGGCUAGCGGUGCUGUGCAUACACCUCGAGCCAGCCAGGAGCACCUCCCCGAGCUGCCACCACCCCUUCUUGCUGAAGAGAGCCGGUCCCGGCAGAGGGCUGAAACUAUCAAGUCAGCAAUCCUCAUCUACUGCACACUCCUUGGACUUAGCCCCAUCCUCAAAUCCCUUACCUGGUCCACAUCGAGCGACAGCAUCUGGGCCAUGUCCUUCUGGCUCCUCGCCAUAAACAUCUUCUUCUUUGACUACUCGGGUGGCGUGGGAGCCAAGUUUCCUGCAUCACUCUCCACCAAUGCUGCCCUCAUGGCAUCAACAGUAUUGGCAAGUCGGCUACCAUCCACGAAGCAGGUCUUUAGCUUGACGCUGUUCAGCAUCGAAGUUUUUGGCCUGUUUCCCGUCUUCCGACGGUAUGCGAGGCACCGCAGCUGGCUAUUCCAUGUGGUAUCGGCCAUCUUGCUGGUACUGGGGGCAGGACUUGGAGUAGGCCUCAUCUUGGGUGACACUAAGGGCACUGGCGGAUGGCCAUGGAAGAGCGGACUCGUGGGAAUGAUUGUAGGAGUACUCAUCGCGGUACUGGCAACAGGAGGAUGCAGCUGGUGGCUGAUUGGGUUGCAAAAGUACAAGAAUGAGAUACGAGGACCUUGGGACCCAGCGAGACCCAUCAUCAUGAACCGGCCUCGGUGGGAUGACGAUUCAUGA
Molecule: messenger RNA, 1569 nt
Organism: Fusarium keratoplasticum
Lineage: Eukaryota; Fungi; Ascomycota; Sordariomycetes; Hypocreales; Nectriaceae
Exons: 2
Coding region: 1-1569 (522 amino acids)
Biological process (GO): GPI anchor biosynthetic process
Cellular component (GO): membrane; glycosylphosphatidylinositol-N-acetylglucosaminyltransferase (GPI-GnT) complex
Source: RefSeq, a predicted model, not a curated record